This is a messenger RNA of Clonostachys byssicola, 525 nucleotides long. Lineage: Eukaryota; Fungi; Ascomycota; Sordariomycetes; Hypocreales; Bionectriaceae. The record is from the annotation of a GenBank genome assembly.
AUGGGCUGGUUUGAUGGCGGAGACAAUGCCGCGGCUUUCUUCUCCGACAAAUUCGGGCACAGGGGUUACGUGAUUGCCGGUUUACCUACCGUCGCUGGAGUAGGAUACCUAUUACUCGCUAUAAUAGAGGAUCAAGCAAGGAGCAACAUCCGGUAUCUUGGGGUCUGGCUUGCAGUCAUAGGAGUGUUCCCCUGCCUGGCACUCAACCUUACCUGGGUGCUCAACAACCAAGGAGGUGAAACAAAACGAGGUGUGGGCUUGGCCGUUAUUGCCAUUCUUGGCCAGUGCAGCUCCUUUGUGAGCAGCACUUUGUAUCCGAAGUCAGACGCCCCUUACUUUGUCAAAGGCUGUGCAACAGGCUGUGCCUUGACGUUUAUGAUUACUAUCCUGUCUCUCGGCCUACACUUCAAACUUGCUCACGAGAAUCGCAAGCGAGAUAGGGAAUUUGGCCCCGUGGAAGACCAUGAACAGAUUGAUGUGACAACAUUGGGAGAUAAGCACCCCCAAUUUAGGUACUUCACUUAA